This is a messenger RNA of Bactrocera tryoni, 1206 nucleotides long. RefSeq names its product achaete-scute complex protein T5. The transcript has a single exon. NCBI's taxonomy places the organism in Eukaryota, Metazoa, Arthropoda, Insecta, Diptera, Tephritidae. The record is from RefSeq and is a predicted model, not a curated record. Gene Ontology annotation, cellular component: RNA polymerase II transcription regulator complex. Gene Ontology annotation, biological process: positive regulation of transcription by RNA polymerase II. Bases 283 to 1206 code for a protein of 307 amino acids. Gene Ontology annotation, molecular function: protein dimerization activity; DNA-binding transcription factor activity, RNA polymerase II-specific; RNA polymerase II transcription regulatory region sequence-specific DNA binding.
AGCGUAACCACAGCAAAUGAGUGCUUCGCUCUUUGCUUGCAGAUUCCUGCGGCGUUAUGGUGAUACAGGUAAGAAACGGAGAAUUCCUGUGCAUUUUCCAUGCACUAACCGUGGCUAAGGUGCACGAGGAAAAAGGUACAAAUAGCGCAGCAACGGCAGGAAGGGCAUCAUUCAGCCACAGAACGCGGCAGUGUCAGGACAGCAAGACGCCAAGACAAGACACUAAGUUUAAGAAAAUUUUUCUCGAAACAAAUUUCAUUCAACAUAUCGCGAACCACAAAAAUGGCACUCGGCAGCAUCACCAGCAACAGCCAACAUCCCUACCAAAGACCGCAAACGCUGUGCGGCACAACACGCAACAUGUACCAGUCACAGCCGCGUGCCAUCGCACCUGCACCACACACACCGCCAGCCGCACCGAAAGCGAUGGACGAGAAAUAUUGCGCCAGCGGCACCACGCUCGACUCCAACAAUCCCUCGGUGGUGCGGCGUAACGCACGCGAGCGCAACCGCGUCAAACAAGUGAACAACGGUUUCUCGCAUCUGCGCCAACACAUACCGCCCGCGAUUAUUGCCGACCUGAGUAACGGUCGACGCGGCAUUGGACCCGGCGCGCACAAGAAACUCUCCAAAGUCGAUACGCUACGCAUGGCUGUGGAAUAUAUACGCCGUUUGCAGCGCGUUAUCGACGAAGUGGACGGCAAGCGUGCGAUUACGGUGUGCGCACCAGCGCCACCACAAACACCGACUUGGUCCAAUAUGCCAAGCAGCGCGCACAAUUCACCACCACCAACGCCACCUAAGUCUAAUAUGCAAGCAACGAUGUUCGCUGAUAAAAUACAACAACACUACCAAACACUCAACUAUGCUGAUAACAUGCAACAGCAGCAGCAACAACAACACAACCAACUCAUUAACCUCAAGUAUCAACAGCCGCUAAUGCCGCAACAGUAUUUCCAACAGCAUCCUGCUUUGGUAUCACCAGCUGGCUCGGUCAGUUCGAGCACCGGCAGCGACUACAACAACUCUGAUGCCUCAUUAUACUACACCCAUUCACCAACUGCCUUGACGAGUCCAACGCAGUUUUCGCUGCCUCUGCAAAUGAAAUACGAACAGCAGCAGUACAGUGAGGAAGCCGCGGCGUGUAGCUCGGGCGAAGAGGAGGAUCUGCUCGACUACAUCUCGCUGUGGCAGGAUGAGGUGUAA